CGCGCUGGGCUUCUGGCGCUGGCGGAGGCGCCAUGCAGGCCGACCCGACGCCGGAGCGCAGCAGCCGGGUCCUGACGCCAGAGCCGGAGCCGGAGCCGGGCCCAGAGUCGGUCCUCGACCCCGAGCAGGAUGCGCGGGCGGCCCUGGCCGAGUUCGUGGCGCUGCACGGCCCGGCGCUGCGCGCGUCGGGAGUCCCCGAGCGGUACUGGGGCCGCCUCCUGCACAAGCUGGAGCACGAGGUUUUUGACGCUGGGGAGAUGUUCGGGAUCAUGCAGGUGGAGGAAGCCGAAGAGGAGGAGAGUGAGGAUGAGGUGGCCCGAGAAGCACGCAAGAAGCCCAACCCUGGCAGCGAGCUCUGCUACAAGGUCAUCGUGACCAACGAGAAUGGGCUCCAGGCUGCCGACCCCAACAGCAUCUUCCUCAUCGACCACGCCUGGACGUGCCGCGUGACGCACGCCCGCCAGCAGCUGCAGCAGGUGCCGGGGCUGCUGCACCGCAUGGCCAACCUGAUGGGCGUCGAGUUCCACGGCGAGCUGCCCAGCGCGGAGGCUGUGGACCUGGUUCUGGAGGAGAUGUGGAAGUUCAACCAGACCUACCAGCUGGCGCACGGGACGGCCGAGGAGAAGGUGCCCGUGUGGUACAUCAUGGAUGAGUUCGGCUCACGCAUCCAGCAUGCUGACGUGCCCAGCUUUGCCACCGCCCCCUUCUUCUACAUGCCCCAGCAGGUGGCCUACACGCUGCUGUGGCCCCUGCGGGACCUGGACACGGGCGAGGAGGUGACCCGGGACUUCGCCUACGGAGAGGCCGACCCGCUGAUCCGGAGGUGUGUGCUGCUGCCCUGGGCCCCCACCGACCUGCUGGACCUCAGCUCCUCCACGCCCGAGCCGCCCGCCGAGCACUACCAGGCCAUACUGGAGGAGAACAAGGAGAAGCUGCCCCUGGCCAUCAGCCCCGCGGGGUACCCCUGCGACCACGUCUUCAAGGUCUACACGGACAUCCGGCAAGUGCUCAGCCACCUCACCCACCCGCGCUUCACCUUCACCCAGAGCGAGGCGGACGCCGACGUCCUCUACAACUUCUCACACUUCAAGGACUACAGGAAGCUGAGCCAGGAGAGGCCCAACGUGCUGCUGAACCAGUUCCCCUGCGAGAACCUGCUGACGGUGAAGGACUGCCUGGCCUCCAUCGCACGCCGGGCGGGCGGCCCCGAGGGCCCGGCCUGGCUGCCCCGCACCUUCAACCUGCGCACGGAGCUGCCCCAGUUCAUCAGCUACUUCCAGCAGCGGGAGAGGCGGGGUGAGGACAACCACUGGAUCUGCAAGCCCUGGAACCUGGCCCGCAGCCUGGACACCCACAUCACCAAGAACCUGCACAGCAUCGUCCGGCACCGCGAGAGCUCCCCCAAGGUUGUGUCCAAGUACAUCGAGAGUCCCGUCUUGUUCCUUCGGGAAGACGUGGGGAGGGUCAAGUUCGACAUCCGUUACAUCCUGCUGCUGCGGUCGGUGAAGCCCCUGAGGUUGUUCGUCUACGACGUGUUCUGGCUGCGGUUCUCCAACCGGCCCUUUGCCCUCAACGACCUGGACGACUACGAGAAGCAUUUCACUGUCAUGAACUAUGACCCGGAAGUGGUGCUGAAGCAGGUACACUACAACGAGUUCAUCCCGGAGUUUGAGAAACAGUACCCAGAGUUCCCCUGGAAGAGCGUCCAGGCUGAAAUCUUCCAGGCCUUCACGGAGCUGUUCCAGGUGGCGUGUGCCAGGCCGCCCCCGCUGGGCAUCUGUGACUACCCCUCAUCCCGGGCCGUGUACGCCGUCGACCUCAUGCUGAAGUGGGACAGUCGUCCAGAUGGGAAGCGAGUGAUGCAGCCGCAGAUCCUAGAGGUGAACUUCAACCCGGACUGUGAGCGAGCCUGCAGGUACCACCCAAGCUUCUUCAACGACAUCUUCAGCACCUUGUUCCUGGACGAGCCCAGCGGCUGCCCCGUCACCCGCCUCCUCUAGGCGCCCGCUGGCCCUCCUGCUGGUGCUUACGGGCGGAUUCCAGCCUCAGUUCUCGGAGCUGCCUCUGCAACGUGUCCCCCCCACCCCCCGCAAGCCCUCGUUCCAGCCUCCCACCCUGGGGUUCGGGGGCCCACCUCCCCUCGGUCGGUCCCUAGGGUCGAGUGCCAGGCCCCAGUCCACACACCCCUCUCCAGCGACUGUGUGGUGGUCGAUAUCAGCUCAGCAAGGGCUUUAUCCCAGAGAGCUUGGUUCCAGCGGUGUUCAUGAAAGCGGUUCUGGGAAGCAUGACGAGAUGUUCUCAGGAACGAGGUUCCCCAGGAGCCCUCGUGGGAAUCCAGACGCUAACAGGCCAGACUGGCUGUUCCCAUGCUCCACCCCAGGCCCUGGGACAGGCGUCCCCAGAUCACCCCAGGAAGCUGGCUUCUCAGAGCCAAACCUCUCACCCUUAGAGUCGAACCUUCACCAGCAAAACCUCCUUGAGGCUCCAGGGCGGGAGGCCAUUUCUCUUGGCUGCUGUUGCCUUUCUAUCCGGCCCCAUGGACAGGCCACAGUGUGGUGCCAGGUCCUGCCAGCCCACUGGGCCCCGCAGGGGUCCUCGCCUCGUCUGAGGUUGGCUGGGACAUUGGUGAGGGGGCUCGGGGACAGGUGGACAGCAGGACACCAGGCAGUGGAUGGCUGAGAAAGACAAUUCCAGAGGCCGCCUUCCACCAGCCAGAGUCAAAAAGUGGGAUUUUUGUUACUUUUUCAUUUAUGGGAAGAAAACACAGAGUUCUCGUUCUUCAUUAUGUUUCUGGAAUUUUGAGUCCGUUUGCAGCAUAGUUUGUAUAGCCACAGUGUACCCAGGCCCAGCUCACGAGGCGGUGGGUCUGACUUCUGGAGGAGAGCUGCCUGCAGAGCUUUCGUGUGUGUGUGGGGGGUGUGUGUAUGUGUGUGUGUGUGUGUGUGUGUGUUGCUUGUUUCACUCUGGAGCCAAGAGUGAUCUUUGUAGCAAAACUGGAUUUGACUGUGCCUCUCACCUCUGUGUCCGCCAGAGGGGUGUGUCUGCCCAUCCUGUCUGUUACCCACAAGUUCAGCCUGUGUCCUGGGGAAGCACCCCUCCCUCCAGCCGAGCGGAGGUUAGAGGGCAGGAUGCCUCAACUCUGGUUUUCCCUGCAGAGAGCUGCUGUGUCCUGUCCCCUCCUGACGGUUUGUGCUACAAUAAAGUCCGCCUUCUGUA
Messenger RNA from Dama dama (fallow deer), 3216 nucleotides. RefSeq names its product tubulin tyrosine ligase like 12 (gene TTLL12). NCBI's taxonomy places the organism in Eukaryota, Metazoa, Chordata, Mammalia, Artiodactyla, Cervidae. The transcript has 14 exons. Bases 33 to 2000 code for a protein of 655 amino acids. Gene Ontology annotation, biological process: protein modification process. The record is from RefSeq and is a predicted model, not a curated record.